Messenger RNA from Parasteatoda tepidariorum (common house spider), 783 nucleotides. RefSeq names its product mitochondrial ribosomal protein S16 (gene mRpS16). Gene Ontology annotation, molecular function: structural constituent of ribosome. NCBI's taxonomy places the organism in Eukaryota, Metazoa, Arthropoda, Arachnida, Araneae, Theridiidae. Gene Ontology annotation, cellular component: mitochondrial small ribosomal subunit; ribosome. Gene Ontology annotation, biological process: mitochondrial translation. The record is from RefSeq and is a predicted model, not a curated record.
UUGUUGUUCGCUAAGUUUCUCGUCUUAAUCAACGGAUCGUUCCGUUUUCUCAAAACUUGGCUGAAAUUGUGAAUUUUCUAAAGCAACCGGAUAGUGAUUUUGAAACUUUUUGAGUUUACAAAGUUCAUUCAAAUUUUUCGCUUCCAUUAAUCACCUAACUGCAUGCAGCUUUAUGUAAAUAAAUAGAAAAAUACAUUCACUUUCUUCAGAAAAUUUAGAAGAAAAAAAAAUAACUACUUAUCCGAGCAAGUUACAAGGGAUAUCCUUAUCCUUACCUGUUCACGCUAACUUCAAUUGCCAAGGUUAGAAUUAUUAUGGUCAGGUACAAGCGAUUCUUGACUACGCCUAAGCCAUUUGCUAUUCGACUUUUAAGAAAAGGUUGUUCUAAUCGACCAUUUUAUCAUAUAGUAGUGGCUCGACCUGAAGAGCGCUGUAUAAGCUCUGGUGUUGAACAGAUUGGAGUGUAUGAUCCCAUGCCUAAUGAACGUGGUGAAAAGCUUAUAUCUUUAAACCUUGAAAGAUUUAAAUAUUAUGUUGCGGAAGGUGCCUGGGUUCGAUCAACUGUUGCCAUGCUCUUAGGUACUGUUGGUGUUACUCCAAUUCAUCCUCAUGCUUAUACUUUAGCUUGGCGAAAUCGUAGGCAUCAGUUGGAGUUGGAAAAAGAUGAAAAGCAAGAUUCAGAUAAAACAAAUUAAUGUUUCAGAACUGAUUGUUAAUUAUCUUAAGCACAUUGUUUAGAAAUGUAGAUAUUUUUAGUUUAAUUAAACUUUAUCUUAAAAUUUU